AUGUCGUCUUCGGAGUCCCAAGACACUGCCGCUGCAUCGGAGCCGCAGCCUAGCAAAAAGGCCGCCAAGAAGGAGGCCGCCAAGCAGGACAAGCUCCGACGCCGCCAGGAAAUCGCUGCUGCGUCAGCGGCAACCGCAAACCUCUCCGUCGAUGAGGCUGAUCCCCUCGCCGCCAACUACGGCGACGUGCCGCUCGUCGACCUGCAGUCCAAGACGCCGGUCGACGUUGGCGAGUGGACGCACGUGGAGGCGCUUGGCGGCACGCUCGAGAACCGCGCGGUGCUGAUCCGAGGGAGGGCGCAGACGAUUCGACCGGUGGGGAAGAAGAUGGCGUUCUUGGUCAUAAGAGAGAACGGCUUCACUGUUCAGUGUCUGGUGCAGGCGCAGCCCGAUACGGUGAGCCCGCAGAUGGUGAAGUUCGCCGCCUCGCUCAACCGCGAGUCCAUCGUCGAUGUCGAAGGCGUUGUUUCGAUCCCCGCCGCUCCGAUCAAAGGCGCCACGCAGCAGGUGGAAAUUCAAGUGAAGAAGUUGUAUUGUGUCAGUAGGGCCGUACCUACUCUGCCAAUUAAUCUUGAGGACGCUGCUCGGAGUGAGGUUGAAAUUGAGAAGGCUCUUCAGGCUGGUGAGCAACUUGUUCGGGUUAAUCAGGACACACGUUUGAACUUCAGAGUGCUUGACGUGCGAACACCAGCUAAUCAAGGAAUUUUUCGCGUUCAGUCUCACGUUGCCAAUGCAUUUAGACAGUUCUUACUAUCUGAAGGUUUUUGUGAAAUUCACACUCCAAAGUUGAUUGCUGGAUCUAGUGAGGGUGGAGCUGCUGUUUUUAGACUGGACUACAAAGGCCAACCUGCAUGCCUGGCCCAGUCGCCUCAGCUUCACAAGCAAAUGUCUAUAUGUGGAGAUUUUGGCCGUGUUUUUGAAAUUGGUCCUGUGUUUAGAGCAGAAGAUUCCUACACUCACAGGCAUCUGUGUGAGUUUACAGGUCUUGACGUUGAAAUGGAGAUCAAGAAGCAUUAUUUUGAGGUUAUGGACAUAGUUGAUAGAUUAUUUGUUGCAAUGUUUGACAGUUUGAACCAACAUUGUAAGAAGGAUCUGGAAGCUGUAGAGUCUCAGUACCCGUUUGAACCUUUAAAGUAUCUGCGGAAUACACUUCGGCUAACUUAUGAAGAAGGGAUUCAGAUGCUCAAGGAAGUUGGAGUAGAAAUUGAACCUUUUGGUGACUUGAAUACUGAAGCGGAAAGGAAAUUGGGUCAACUAGUCUUGGAGAAGUAUGGCACAGAGUUCUAUAUCCUUCAUCGGUACCCUUUGGCUGUAAGGCCAUUUUAUACAAUGCCUUGCUAUGACAAUCCAGCAUACAGCAACUCGUUUGAUGUCUUUAUUCGAGGUGAGGAGAUAAUUUCAGGAGCUCAGCGUGUUCAUGUGCCAGAAUUUUUGGAACAACGUGCAGCAGCUUGCGGCAUUGAUGUCAAGACAAUAUCUACAUACAUCGAUUCUUUCAGAUAUGGUGCACCGCCACAUGGUGGCUUUGGAGUAGGCUUGGAGCGUGUUGUGAUGCUCUUCUGUGGUCUGAAUAACAUUCGCAAAACAUCGCUUUUCCCUCGCGACCCGCUUAGGAUUGCGCCAUGA
Molecule: messenger RNA, 1626 nt
Organism: Sphenostylis stenocarpa
Lineage: Eukaryota; Viridiplantae; Streptophyta; Magnoliopsida; Fabales; Fabaceae
Source: the annotation of a GenBank genome assembly